This is a messenger RNA of Ochlerotatus camptorhynchus, 6769 nucleotides long. RefSeq names its product rapamycin-insensitive companion of Tor (gene rictor). The transcript is spliced from 9 exons. Gene Ontology annotation, cellular component: TORC2 complex. Gene Ontology annotation, biological process: positive regulation of phosphatidylinositol 3-kinase/protein kinase B signal transduction; TORC2 signaling. Bases 219 to 6023 code for a protein of 1934 amino acids. Lineage: Eukaryota; Metazoa; Arthropoda; Insecta; Diptera; Culicidae. Gene Ontology annotation, molecular function: protein serine/threonine kinase activator activity. The record is from RefSeq and is a predicted model, not a curated record.
AGCGACGACGAACCACACAAAAAUUGCUGCUGCGAAAGGUGAUGAUCACCAUCGGUCCAGAAUGAAGAAGAGUGUUUGCGCGUCGAAAUUGUGCGAAAAUUGUGCCGAAAAUCUCGCGAUCCGGUCGUAAAAACGGUGUUCAAACUGUGCUCGAGUGUCCCGCGGUCGGCGGAAGUGUGAAAUCGAUCCCGGAAAGCAGCUGCCAGUAGCCGAAAACGAUGGCCAUGUCCAGCUGGAUGAUACGCAAUCGGAGCCAGCGACAGAGAAGUCGCCCCGCGCCGGAAGAUUGCUACCGUCUGGAUCUGGCCAAAACGAUCCGGGACAACGCUCAGGACAUCUACGUGGGCCUCAGCGCCCGAACAACAAACGAAAACAAACGACUCAGUCUACUGAAUGGACUAGUGAAACUAAUCGAACGAUGGAAAAAGGAAAACACUCUCGGCAGCUGUCCGCUGCUGAUCAGUGGGAGUCCCCAGAGGCGGCUCCUGCAGCAACGGGAAGGUGCUCUGGCAUUUGCCGCGUCGGAGUGGCUGUACUGCAUCAGCGCCUCGCUGGUGCACCAUUUUACGCAAAUCCGAGCUGGAGCGCUGAGAGCGAUGCGCCAUCUGCUGAUGGCACCGGGGGAUGUGAGGGCGCUAAAUGAACUUCAGUUGGGACAUUUGAUCUGUAGGAGUUUGGAUGUGUUGUUGAAGAACGAGGAAGAACGGGUACAGGCGCUCAAGUUGGUCCGGAAGCAACUGAUGGUUGCUCCGGAAUUUGUGAGCCCUGCCGUGGUGCGGUGUUUGGUGUCACUGGGGGAAAGCGGAGCCGAGGAAAGAACCGUGCGGAUGGAUAGGGAAGAUCGAAUGUUGCGGGCCUGUUUGGCUACGCUGUGCGAGUUUGGAGUUCUGAAUCCGAGGCUGCUGAUAGUUUGCGGUGGGGUGAGUGUAAUCACCCGGAAUGUUUUGGAGUGUCACAGUCCGCGGAUAGCGGAAAGUCUGUGUGGAGUGUUGUUGCACCUGCUGGAAUGGCCAAAAACUCGACAGAUUGCCGGCGUCCGGCUGGACUGCCUGGGUGCUCCGUAUUGUGAUUUCACCUAUCGUCUAGGGAUUAUGGAUAAAAACAAGGAUGCUCGCGACUUACGGUUUACCUGUAGUCGACUGGCGCUGCUGUCGGUGUUGCGCAGCUGGGCAGGGACGAUCGAGUUUUGUAAUCCGGCGAAGCCGUCGGGAUUGAAAGCAAUCAUUGAUAUACUUUACCUGAAUCAACUGGAGGUGCGCAAAGCUGUGCUGGAUCUGCUGUACGAAUUGCUAGGUCUUCCACAGCUCGUCUGGACAGACGAGUAUUCCGUUGCGCUGUCCGUAGUCGAUCCGGCCGAGUACCAGGACUCAUGGCGUCUGAACGAGGGUUUUGUCGCAGCGGAAGGAACCUCCGUGCUUCCAUCGCUUGCCAGUCGUGUGCCAAACGUUUCCGACAUUCACCUCGCUUUGCUCCUUUACUGCUUCGUUGAGAAUGGGCUGCUGAAUGCCCUGGUAGAGGUGAUCAUCUCGAGCGAUACCUUCAUUUCGGUUCGUGCGACAAUUCUGCUGGGGAAAAUCCUACAUCAAAUGCACCUGCUGCUGCCGGCGGAAAUUUGCAGCGCAACGCCAUCCUCUACACUGCCGACUCUAAUCUCGAAAGCCAUGGAAGGAAACCAUCAGGCCAAGGCGGCCAUCGCUGCCCUCCAGCAGUUCCAUCAAAUGCUACAAAAUCGACCGGCUUCCUGUUCGCUCUUCCUCGAUUGCAUCAUCCAGAGCGGGGAACUGAUCAACACUAGGAUAUUCAAGCGGGAGCUGAGUUCGCAGGAAACAGUUCCCUUGCCAGCAACCAAAUACGCGACCCUGGACAGCAGUUCCGGGUUCGGGACGAAACGCACUCGUCACGAUUCGGUCGGAUCGACGGGUAGCUCCAGUGGUGGUGGAGGAGGUGUCGGAGGUCGCCUAGGCUAUCUAUUCACGGGAAGUCUGCCCCUGCAGAAUGGAUCUACGCUGGACGACAGCGCCACGGUUACAGCGGGAAAGGCCAACGGUGUGAAGCGGUCCAGUUUGAAGCGGGCUCGCUUCAUUCAAUUUUUCGAUAAUCUCAAAGAAAACGAACGACUCAUCAGGGACUCCAAUGUGCUGGGCAACAAGGAUCCGAACAUGUGGGACUGGGACAUAGUGAUCACGAUCUUCCGAUCGGACAGUUUGGGAAGCAAGCUGGACGAUCAGAAUACGCGGUUCAUCAAGAGGAUUAUCGAUUACUUCAAACCGAGCAACAAUCGCUUCUCGCAUCAGGAUCUGACCGGAAACAGCCGGCAACUGCCGGCGUACGUCACGGCAGCGCUGGAACUGCUCGAUUGGUUGCAGCAGAGUCAGGAGCUGGAAUGCAUUCGCAUCCUGACCGAUCUGUUCACGGACAUCAGCCGCCAGUUGAUGUCGAUCCACGCCAAAAAGUCAGCCCACGAGUGUCUGUUCAGCCCGCAGCACAUGACCAGCACCAUGUGUCAGCAGUACUUCCUAUUCAUCGGCCGAAUGUGUCGAACGGAGAAGGGACUCAGCGUGCUGACCAAUACGGAUGUGUUCAAGGAAUUGACGACAAUCGUUACGAAAACCAAUCACAUCUGCUACGUGAAGCUGAUCGUUUCCGGGCUGGACUACAGUCUGGACGGUGAACCGCGGAAGAUCUUGCUGCGAGCGUUACUCAAACAUCCCUCGGCCAAAGCUCGACUGUAUGCUACGCAGUUCCUGCGGGUUUUGCUCCGGGCUCGCCUGCCUGAUUUCGAGGUGUGGGGUGUUCAGAUUCUGCUGAAGCUGGUCGACGAGUGUCAGGCCAAGUGCGUUCAACUGGCCGCCUUGGAAAUCCUGGAAGAGGCCUGCUACGAACGGGAAUACCUUGAGGAACUGGUCAACGUUUGGCCCAAUCUGGAACGGGUCGCCGAUCACGGAAAGCUAGUCAUGAUGAAGUUCUAUUCGAUACCGAGAGGCUUGAACCAUCCGGAUGCGAAGAUCAAGGAGGAAAUUGACGUGUGGGUUAAGGUUUACAAUAAGAGAUAUGUCCUGUUGAUCGAGGCCGACAUCCACGCUUACCUGACGCAACACACCAAAACCGAGGAUGGGACGUACAGCCGCCGACAUUGCGCUCAGCGGCCUGGCGUCACCGCUCCGAACAUGUUACCACAUCUGUACGGCCAACUGGUGCAGAAUUCGCAGGGCAUGUCCAAUCUGCAGAUGCACGGUGAUCUACAGAACUUGAUCGAAACCCUUCUGCAUGCCAAAUGCAGCAACGAGAAGGACGUUAUGACGCUUAAGGCAGCCAUGUGGGCACUUGGUCACUUCUGCACCUGCAAGGAGGGAGUUUCCUACCUGAACGAUUUCCCCGCGACCGUAUUCGAACAGUUCGUACAGCUGGCAAAGUACGCCGAAGUCUACUCUGUACGAUCAACUGCCCUCAAUUGCCUCUGCCUGAUUGCCACCACCCAAAUGGGGGCCGACAUUCUUCAAAAACUUGACUGGAUAUCGGUCCGACAUGACAGGAGCACCUACUGGCCCGUCUACGAACCGGAGGAAUGGUUCCCAAAGCAGUUCAAUACUCCCGUUCGGCACAACUACGAAUUUCCGCCGUACAACUACACGGCUCUGCUGGAAACGAACGAGCCACUCCUGCCAACCGAAGUCGACGACCACCUGAUCGUAUCCAGGAUGGAGAGCACCUCCGUCAGUGAAGACCAAAGCGAUUGCCCAACUACGACUACUUCCCGCUCGAAAACUCUCCCAGAAAGUGUCCUUGCUACGAACCGAACUCCAGCCUCCCAGAAACACAAACGCUCCCUAUCGGAAUCGAAAACGACCGACGGCAUCAGUCUGAUGAGUACGACGGCACCGGCGACUUCCAAUCAGAAUCCCGUCCUCUCGUCACACCCAAGGACCCGCUAUAAUUCCGGAACAGAUUCCAACACGUCCGGAGUGAGUAGCUACGAAUCGAUCUUUGGCGGCCGGUUCCACGCGGACAUGAUGCAGCAGGGUCAACUGUCUCCCAUUCCGAGCAGUUCGAAUCUGAUCGAUCUUAAGAAGUUGUCUUCAGAGGAAAAAUACCGGCGGAUAUCGCUGACCGGACUGCCGCUGAAGGAAUCCAUCGUUAUGACGGCUCAGGACCUGUAUGGUUACAAUACUAUGCGGAUACUGCGGCGACGCUGCCGGCCCAUGUUGUCCGAAUCGGCGGCGGACGAGCUGGCGGAAAUGAUGGAAGAUACCAUGGCCAGCGUAACGUCGUCAUCAUCCACUUCGACGAUAUCACGCUUCCGACUGAGGGCUUCCAAAGCCCUUACCGAGCAGCAGAGGAAGCUAAAGGUCCGUAGCCUGGACCGGAAUUAUAGCCUCAAUGCCAUGAUGGGGUAUGAUGAAUUCCGGCAGAGCAUACGGCUCAAACAUCAGAGACUUCAACUGCAGGCGGACGUCAGAGGUCCCUGCUAUGCAGGUAUCUGUCUCCCACGCAACAUCCAGGACUUAUUCCCGAGGGAGGAAUCUACCGGUACGUACGUCUCGAACUUCACCCUGAACGAACUGGAUGCAAACUAUUCCGGCGAGUUGGACUCCCGAGAUGGUAAUGCAACCGCCAGCAGUAUACUGAUCGUAGAUCGCGAAUCGGCAGACUCCAUCAAGCUGCUGCGGGCCAACUCGGUCGACAGUAACGGCACUGGUCACGUCCGUGACGAUUGUCUCCAGUGCUGCCGUCGGCGGAUCGACCCAUCCGGUAUGAGCACCAGCAGCCGGAGCGAGUUCUUCAACUCUUCCGAGAGCUCCUUCAGCGACGAGGUGGACCGGACACGGACCAGCAUCCUGCGGCACGUUCAACGGAUGGCCAAUCCCGUGUGGAGCAAGCAGAGCCGAACGCAGCUGUUGGAACUCAAACAGAAACAUCCCAGUGCGUUCCAGGACAUAUGCCUGUACUCGGAAGUGUGCCAGCAGCUGGGACGGAACACGUACCGUCUCGGCUCGCGGCGAUUCCUGCAGGAGCUGUUCCUCGAUUUGGACUUUGGCAGUUUCUACCGGGAACCGGGAGAGAUUUCCAGCGCCCGAAUCGAUCGGUUACACUCGGAUGAAUCUGAACGGGCGUUGAACGGGGGGGAUGUGUCCCCUUCUGGUUCCGGAACGAAGCCGAAGAAAACGACAGGAGUGACGAAGAGUAGCAGUAGUAGUGGUGAUAAUAGUGGCAAUAGUGCUAGUGGAAGUAGGACUAACUACAGUGUGAAGGCGAAUCAGGAAGCUAGCAAUACGCAAUCGAACUCGAUCGAUAAUGAGAAAAACCGCAAUAAUAUCCCUUCCGGCGAGGUGGCCGCCGCUGGUGGAACUAGUAGUGCUAGUAGUAGUAGUAAUAGUAAUGUGAACGGUAUUAGUGAUAGUAGUGGUGGUAGUGCUGGUCUCGCAAUCAGCAAGCCACAGCACCUGAGAUCGCCUCCGUUGGCCAGUUUGUACGAGACCAGCGUGGAAAAUCUGGCCGAGAUGAGUUCGACCCCCAAGGAGACUGGACUGCGCGUGCAGGUUGCCCUCGGGCAGAUGGAGAGGCACGAAAAGGCUCUGAACCGCCACUCGACCGGCACGGACGUACCGGACGGUAUCACCAAAGAUUCCUCCAGCCGCUAUGACGACGAUGAUCCAUCGUCGUCCUCGUCAUGCUCCGGAGCAGCUCCCCACAACCAAAAUACCAAAUAUAGGACACGACCGCGCUUCAACACGCUGGAGCUGGAUCUGAGCUGUACCAAAAACAAGUUCCCCAUCCGAAGGGAUCGUGGAUCCGGAUCGGGCCGAAGCUCGGACUACUCGCCCACGACUCCGACGGGGGGAAUCAUAACGACGUUCGGUGUGACGAUCCUCAGCUCCGGGGAAAGCAGCUCGGUGACGAGUCCGACCAGUUGCGGCGGUGGUGCGGGAGUGCAACCGGAAAUGCCACCACUGUUUUGCGAACAGCGACUGGAGCAGCAGCUCAAGGGAUCCAAAUCGGAGGCCGCGCUGAUGACCAAGAAGUAAAAAUGUGUCUCCGUUGUGAAUGUGUGUGUGUCGAUGGCGACUGUGAGUCCGUUUUAGAUGUGUUGAGUUGAGUUCAUCAGGUGGAAAGUGUUUUAGUUUUUAAUUUUAGGCAACGUGAUUGGUGGUUUUAGAAAGUUUCUUUUUUUUACAGACUAAUGAAUUGACAUCAAAUGCGUUUUCAAGAUGAAUUGCGCCACCCAGUAAUGGUUGAGAAUUGGAGACCUUCUGACUAUAGCCAAUUUACUAUAAUGAUUUCAAAAAAUGCUUCAAAUGCUCUUCCAAUGGGGCUUUGGACAAAUUUGAAAGGUGUUUUGCGUAAGACGCUCUGAGAUCCCAUAAAAUCUUCAAAAGAACCCUCAAACGCUGUUGGAUGGACCUUAGUUUUCAAAAACUUUCGCAGCAGCUAAUUUCAUAAUUUAGCCGAGUUCCGAAAUCUCGCAAAGUUGACAACUCCCAGACGAUUAAACAUUUUGGUAAGCCCCAGAAGAUUUAAUAUUUGACCUGAAAUCUUGAAAAUUUUGCUAUGUUCGAGAAACUUGAUCAAUUUCCCAAAUUUGGCCAAAAUCUUAGAAGCUUGAUAACCUAAUUUGGUUAAAUCAAUUCCCUGGAUCAUUGAUCAAUUCCUGCAAAGUUAUAAUAAACUGUCUUGUUUCUGGAAGCUCGGCAUUGCUCUAUGCUGCAGAAUGGUAAAAAUUUAGCUAGUUCCCGGAAACUUGAAUGUUUGGGAAAUUCUUGUAUAGUAGGUA